Molecule: messenger RNA, 2181 nt
Organism: Sugiyamaella lignohabitans
Lineage: Eukaryota; Fungi; Ascomycota; Dipodascomycetes; Dipodascales; Trichomonascaceae
Gene: TYW1
Product: Tyw1p
Exons: 1
Coding region: 1-2181 (726 amino acids)
Biological process (GO): wybutosine biosynthetic process
Molecular function (GO): 4 iron, 4 sulfur cluster binding; FMN binding; catalytic activity
Source: RefSeq, a predicted model, not a curated record
AUGGUGGGCGAGAUUCUAGAGCUAUGGCAUAGCUAUAGAGUUUAUCUUCUGGCCCUGGUGGUUAUCAUAGCAGUUCUUUUUCGCAGAACUGAGAAAAACAAUAAUCAGACUGAUGAAAAACCAUCUGUGCCCGCUAGGGCUCCUUCUCCUGCCACGCGGGAGAAGGACGUCGGAUUAAAACCUACUGCUGCGCCUAUUCCAGUGGAUUUCACACAACUUUAUUCAAAGUCUGGCAGUAGUACUAGCAGCGAUGAAGAGUCGUCAACGAAAGCUUCCCCCAAAAAGAUUCGAAGAGUCCCCAAAAAGUUCACCGGAGGAGUGACGGCCGCUAUUGCUAGUGGUAAAGCUGUCCCUACUGCUUUAUUGCCUUCAGUAGAAUCGAAAAUUAUUGUAUUUUUCUCUACGCUCACUGGAUCGUCUGAGAGAUACGCUCAAAAAGUUCACAAAAGAAUUUGCCAAAUAUCACAAAAUACAGUCAACCCCCCAGAAUUGGUGAAUCUUGAUUACGUCGAAGAUCUGGAUCCAUACUUUGUGUCCCCUAAAGAGAAGUAUGCUGGUACUAUUUAUUUACUUAUUGUACCAUCAUAUGAAACGGAGUCUCCAUUAGACUUUUUCAUUGAGUCUUUGAAGGAGACUUACGGUGAUUUCAGAAUAGAUUCGAGGCCUUUGAAUCCACUGGCUGGGUUCUCAGUAUUUGGUCUAGGUGAUAAGGAGGGAUGGCCCGAAGAAUCCAAGUUCUGUUAUCAGGCCAGACAGGUUGACAAAUUACUUGGUAAAUUAGGUGCCAGAAGAGUAUUUCCAUUAGGCACCGGAUGCAUAAAAACAGAUGGAGAAGCUAAUUUGAACGAAUGGUUAGAUCAUUUAGAGAAUACGCUUAACGAUCCGUCUCCUCCAGAAGAUAUUGAUAUCGCUGAUUCAGAUGAUGAGGAAGAAACUGAUGAAAUUGAUGAGUCGGUUGUUGAUGUUGAAGAUAUGGGAAAAAUAAUCAAAAAGUCCAAAGAAGACAUUGCUGCAUGCUCUCCAGAAGAUGACCCCACCACUACUACCAAACAGAUGGUGGCCAAGGAUUCCCCUACCUAUAAGUCUCUAACUAAGCAAGGAUACACCGUGGUUGGAUCACACUCUGGCGUCAAGAUUUGUAGAUGGACUAAAUCCGCUCUCAGAGGUCGAGGUUCAUGUUACAAAUACUCAUUUUACGGCAUUAAGAGUCAUCUCUGUAUGGAGGCCACCCCGUCGCUAUCCUGCUCCAACAAAUGUGUUUUUUGCUGGAGACAUGGUACCAAUCCAGUGGGUACCACGUGGAGAUGGCAGGUGGAUGCUCCUGAUGUGAUCCUGAAGGGUGCUCUAGAGGGUCAUUACAAGAAAAUCAAACAGCUCAAGGGUGUCCCUGGAGUUGUUGCCUCUAGAUUUGCUGAGGCUUUUACAGUUCGUCACUGUGCUUUGUCAUUGGUAGGUGAACCUAUUUUUUAUCCUCACAUCAACGAGUUUGUUGGUAUGUUACAUGAGCGACAUAUUUCGAGUUUCCUCGUGUGUAACGCUCAACAUCCAGCCGAAUUAGCUGCUUUGAAAAGAGUCACCCAACUCUAUGUAUCUAUUGAUGCCAGUAACAAAGAGUCAUUGAAGAAAGUGGACCGUCCUUUGCAUCGUGAUUUCUGGGAGAGAAUGGAAAAAUGUUUAGAUAUUCUCAGAGAAAAGAAACUCCAACGUACUGUGUUCCGAUUGACCCUCGUUAAAGAUUUUAACAUCGAUGAACAUGAGGGUUAUGCAGAUCUAGUCGUCAGAGGUGAGCCCUGUUUCAUUGAAGUAAAGGGAGUCACAUACUGUGGUACCUCAAAAAGCAAUCCUCUUACCAUGCAAAAUGUUCCAUUCUAUGAGGAAGUUAAAGCUUUUGUUGAGAAUCUCAAUGCAUCACUUGCUGCCAGGGGUCUUGAAUAUGACAUUGCUGCUGAGCAUGCGCACAGUUGUUGUAUUCUUAUCGCUCAAAAGAGAUUUAAAAUUGAUGGCGUAUGGCAUACUGCUAUCAACUACGACAAAUUUUUUAGUCUUCUCGAAAGUGGUGACGAAACGUUUACUCCUAUGGACUACAUUGCUCCAACACCACAAUGGGCUCAGUACGGGUCUGAUGAAGGUGGAUUUAACCCGGACGAUACCCGUUUUUCAAGAAAAAAGCCUGUUGUUUAA